ACAACUCAUUGCAUUGUCGGUCGGGCAGGAGAGCGAAAGCAGCGUUGUGCAAGGACUGUGACGCGAAAAAAUACAACGCAGAUCGUCCCGAGCUAUCAAAAAGCAGCGGCGGAUUCAUCGCAGAGGUCUGACGGCGACAUUCCUUAAACAAGAAAUUGAAUCACUCGAGAUGUCACGCGAGGACACGCUAUACCAGCUGAACAAGGACUUCGUCCAACAAGACGCCGCUCUGAUAAAAGACGUGGCCGAGUCGUGUUUGUAUGAUUAUGGAAAAUCGUACGAAGCGCUGGCCAAUUUGUUCCACGGCAACUCCUUGACGGAGCAGCCAAAGUUGUUGCAAAGUGUGCUGGUGCCAACUGAGGAGGUUGUGGACCAGCAGACGGUGCCGGAGAUGCCUCGCAUUUUGCCCGUGGGCUCGGACCAAAGUGUGCCUAGCAACGGCGGGGCCUCGUACGCGGCCCGAUUCAACGGCACGGGCCCAAAGCCCAACUCAGGGGCCAUCCGAAAGUCAGCCGUCUUUAAUCAUAAACAACGGAAGAAAAUAAAGGAGACGAGUAACUUACCAAGUUUGGAAAGAAUUAAAGCUAUGCUUUGUGAGAAUUGGAAUGUCAUGGUCAUAUUAAGAGGUCUGCCGGGUAGCGGCAAAUCUUAUUUUUCAAAAGAAUUAAUUGAAAUGGCCGAAGAGCAAAAAUUUGAUCACCAAGUGUGCAGCGCUGACCAUUAUUUCAUGAAACCUAAUGGAAAGUAUGAGUUUAAUCAGUACGACCUUCAGAGAGCACAUGAAUCUUGUCAAGCAAAUGCGCAGAAAGCAUUAUCAAAUAAAACACCUCUGGUUGUAAUAGACAACACUAAUUCAGUGGAUUGGGAGAUGAAAUUUUAUAUUUUUGAAGGUGUAAAAAAUGAAUACCACAUUGAACUUUGGGAGGCCUCCACUGGCUGGUGCAACAACGUCGGUCAGCUGGUGCAGAAAACAAUUCAUAACGUGCCUGAGAGAACAAUCAGAAAUAUGAAAGAAAGAUUCCAGACCUACACAAUUGAUCAGCUUUUGCGGCGAUACCAACUGACGAAUAAAUACCAAAGAUCGUUAAGUAAUGAUUCUGUACUAAAAUUCGACGCUCCAGUGGUUAAAAUGCCCAAAGAGAAUGGAUUAAGUGAAUCUAGCAAUCCGGGUGAAAAUUAUUCAACUGCGGAGCCAAAAGCUGAUCAAAUAGUUGCUGAAGAGAAUCACAUAAUGUCAGAGAGCGAAGAAGAAAUCAUUGACUACGAGGGAGUUCCCGAGUCGGCCCGUGUUUUCUACAAAAACCUGCCUGUUCUUUACUGUCAUGUCGACGCUGAAACUCUGAGACAGAUUUUUCGCGAUUGCCACUUUGACCAGGAAUACUUUUUCGAAGCCAUGGAAAAUUCUGCAGCGCUGCUCGAGAAGAAGUCUUUAAUGAGCCUCAAGCCUUUAAUUUCACCUGCAGUCAACAUAAGAGGGGCUCCGCUAAAAAUUGACCAACCUACUCCUUCGACUUCAAAGAAAAAGGUGACACUCCACCAAGGAGCAGACGCAAUUGAACUUAAAAAGGCCAUAGAGGAGAAAUUUGUUUUUGCCAAGCCAGGAAAUUCCAAGUUUUCACUAUUUUCUGUGCAGCAGCCAGCCGUUCCUGAGAAUGUGGAAUCAGAGGAUGAUGCUGUUGACACGACUCCGUCAACUCCGAGCAGUUCGUCGAGCGACGAGGAGGAAUAUGAAAUGCAGUUGGACGUCAACUUCGCUCGCAACAUGCUGCUAGACUUUGGUGGAGCGUACGCAGUCGAAGAUUUACCUCCAGAUGCAUUCCAAGUAAAAAUUCCUGCUUCCCUUGCUUUACAAAUCCACUCCUUCUGGAUGGAAGCAGUGGAAAAGAAUCUGGAACGCAAGCAAAGAGAGCUGAAUGCUCAACUAAGGAAUGACGAGGCCAUCGCUCAUGCGUUGGCAAUUGAAAAUGUCGAGCAGCCUGAAGAGAAUCCAAACAUGGACGAUAUUCUGGAAAUGGAGAAAGCCCUACUCGCAGUUAAAAAUUUGCAAAUUAAAGACGGCAAGAAUGAUUUAGCAACCAAGUUGUCUCGCGAGAAGCUGCGCAAUGAGUUUCCUAAUGUUGAUCCUGUGGCGAUCGACAGCAUUUUUGAGAGCAAUAAUCGAGACUAUGGCGAAGCAGCUCGAAUUAUUCAAGAGCAAUACAUGACGGACACUGGAGCAAUUAAUGUUUACACUCCGGAAGCUUUAAAGAAAAGAGAAGAGGAACUGAUGCAACAGGCACUUCAGGAGAGCAUUAAGAUGCUGCAAGCUGAGGAGAGAAAGAAACCAUUAUUCGUUGAGGUCAUUCCUGUUAAUGAUAAAAUCAAGACAAAAAUGGAAAAGGCUAAUUUUGAGACGGAAAUUGCUAAAUACAGGGACGAGGCCAACGAGGAGCGCAAUAAAAAAAUCAAGUACAUUGGCAGCAUGCAAGCUGCUCUUCAAAGGAAGCAUUUCGGUGUCGCCUCGUACUACAAACUCAUGGUGGACGCGUGCGACGCUAAUUGCAACAUGCUCAACCAAAAGGUCUCUGCUCUGAUCCUUCAAAAUUCAAGCCUUGAAUGCUUGGAUUUGCAUUAUCUUCACGUCAGGGAAGCUAUAAACGCAGUUGAACUGUUUUUGGAUCACCACGUUUACUUGAGAGAAACCAAUUCAAAAUUAUGGAAUGACAAAGUGAAAAUAGUGACCGGUCGCGGCAGGCGCAGCCAUGGCGGCAUUCCCAAGCUCUGGCCCGCAAUCAAAAAAUACCUGGACGAUCACAAGAUUAAAUACACUUACGACGCUGGCUCGUUCACACUGGACAUCUCGAAGGAUCUUCAGUACAGCAAAAACUACAUUGACGAGUGAGAACGUUACUGGAACCGCAGAAGACAACAAUGUUAAUUUUAAUUUUUAAUUUUCACAUCUACAAGUUACCAAUGCAACCUGAAAUCAAGGAACGGGUUGUAUAUUAGCGUUAAUUUCUAUUUUCAAGCGUUUUGGUGGGAUAAUAUAGUGUUUUAAGCUUAAAUUCACAGAUAUCAAGAACAAUAUUAUGCUAUUUUUGUGCCCUCGUACAAAAAAAUAUUUUUAAAGAGGUUAUUCAGCUUUUAUCAAUCUUAUUCUCUACGAUUUUUAAUCUAAAAAUAAUAAUUUUUGUACCUUUGGGUUAGUGAACGGUUUUAAAGAUUCCUUGUCGCAUUAAGACACAUACAUGAUGUGCUGUCAUUUUAAUGGUGCUCUAUUUUUUUAUACAUUUGAAACGAAAUGAUCAAGUACACAUGGACAGAACUUAAAGACUGGAAUUUUAACUCUGGAAGUUCAAAUCAUUUUUAUUUUGAUAGUUAACAAAACAAAAAAACUUGACCAAUAAAAGUGUUAAAAACAGAUGAAGGGAAAUAAAUGGACAAGAAAGUUGAUUUUUGCUUAACGAGAAAGUUGUAUCAUGAGAAUCAAUAAAUAUUUUAUCUUGUUAUAAAACCUA
Messenger RNA from Cloeon dipterum, 3497 nucleotides. RefSeq names its product NEDD4-binding protein 2-like. Gene Ontology annotation, cellular component: nucleus. NCBI's taxonomy places the organism in Eukaryota, Metazoa, Arthropoda, Insecta, Ephemeroptera, Baetidae. Gene Ontology annotation, molecular function: endonuclease activity. The transcript has 15 exons. The coding region runs from base 170 to 2881 and encodes 903 amino acids. The record is from RefSeq and is a predicted model, not a curated record.